Messenger RNA from Acyrthosiphon pisum (pea aphid), 603 nucleotides. RefSeq lists its product as uncharacterized. The record is from RefSeq and is a predicted model, not a curated record. NCBI's taxonomy places the organism in Eukaryota, Metazoa, Arthropoda, Insecta, Hemiptera, Aphididae. The transcript is spliced from 4 exons. Bases 141 to 491 code for a protein of 116 amino acids.
AUAAUGUAUUUUAAAAAUAUUUCAAUUGAAUAAAGAAAAAAAAGGUGGGUUAGUUCAUUAGUACAUAAACAACAAGUAGCAGCAAAAAAAAAAAGCAUAUCCAAGAAAAGUUUCGAUCGGAAAUUGGGUUACUAAUAGAUAUGGUGUUAGAAGGAUCUGGCACAACUAAUGACGGAAAUACUGCUAGAAAAUAUUUCCAGGAGCCUAGUAAAUCUGCACAAAUCACUGGAGUCGAUGAAAAUCUUAUCACUAGAUUUAGUUGUAUUUUGGCUACCAUAUCUUGUGGUCAUAAAAUAAAUCAUCAAAAAUUUGAUGAUUACGCUAAAGAAACGGCAAGAUUGUUUGUGCAUCUAUAUCCGUGGUUUUAUUUACCAGCAAGUAUACACAAAGUGUUAAUUCACGGAGGAGAUAUUAUUCGUGCUGCUCUGUUACCAAUAGGUCAAUUAUCUAAAAAGCUGCUGAAGCAUGUAACAAAGAAUAUAAAAGACUAAGACUUCAUCACACUCGAAAAUCAUCCCGCAUAAAUAGUAAUACUGAUCUUUUCCAAAUGAUGUUAGUCUCAUCCGACCCACUAAUUUCAUCCCUUCGGAAGACAUGUAAAAA